Messenger RNA from Histoplasma mississippiense, 618 nucleotides. RefSeq lists its product with no specific name. Bases 1 to 618 code for a protein of 205 amino acids. Lineage: Eukaryota; Fungi; Ascomycota; Eurotiomycetes; Onygenales; Ajellomycetaceae. The record is from RefSeq and is a predicted model, not a curated record. The transcript is spliced from 2 exons.
AUGCGCCUUCGCCCGACUCCCCGAGGCUACUCCCUCGCGCCUAUGCCACGGAUCCUGCGGCCACACCCACCCGCGCACCCUCUUUGCAUCGCGCUUCUCCCCCGUCUGCGGCUCGGGGAUCCAUUUGUCUUUCCCUUCCGGCAGGAUGUGUUGGCGCGUGAGGGUGCCCUGGCCGCUGACGUUGAGGUCGCGGGGUUGGGUGGGGAGGGCCUCGGCCUUGGAGAGGAGAACCAGGUAGUAAAGGGCCAGGGUUGCGCCUGCACGGACGCAGACGAGUUCGAUCUCCGUCAUGAUGAAGCCGUAACGGCAGGAGUGCUCGCGCAUGCAGCGUUGGAGGUGCGCAAGGCCGUUGAGGUAUUCGACGCGCUUGUGCGGUGGUUCCUGGCGCAUGCCGCUGUUCCAGCAGUUGAAGCUCUUGAUGAGGCCGACGAGGCGGCCGCGCUGGCUGCCGGAAGCUGUGAGUUCGGUAUCUGUGGCAUAGUUGGCGAUGAAGUGGGGCCCGCUGUUGGUGCGGUUUCCUGUGAGAAAGGCCUCCGUUGUUGGUUUGAGGAUCAGCCCCUUGCCGAUGGAGGUUUGGAUAGCGGCGUUUACACGGGGAGCGUAGAUGUCGCGGACUAG